AUGAGCACUCCCACACAGAAUGUUGCAGUCGCGGCACGAUGCGUCCCCGCCGCAGUGCACGCGCACGGCGCGUGCCGCCUGCACCCCCCCGCCGCCAGCAGCCGGGCGCCCGCCUUCGGGAGAUCGGCGACGCUGCGGCCACGGCGCGCGGUCGCGCGGCGCGUGCAAGCAGCGCAAGGCGACAACGAGCAGCCGUGGACGCUCAUGGGGCGCGUCGUGCGGCCCGAGACCGCGUUCAGCGCCACGGACAUGCGCACGCGCAUGAUUCAGUCGACGCUGUGCCAGCGGCUCGGCAUGACGCCGGGGGAGCUCGACGCGGCCAUGUCGGAGCUGCUCGCCCUGCUGCCGAGCUUGGACCGGGCGGUCGCGACCAUGCGCCCGGACAUGCUGGCGGGCCUUAUCGCGGACCGUAGCGCGCUGCCGGGGAAGAUGGUGACUCUGCGGGUGAUGCUCCCGACGGCAAACAUCGAGAAAAUCGUAGCGCAGCGCCCGAUGCUGCUGCUCGAGCCCCAGUGGGGCGCGCUGCCCGAGCGGCACGCCAGCCUGCUGGAGCUGUUUCCGGAGGCCAACGUGGACGCGAUGGUCGAGCGCAGCCCGCUGCUGCUCGAGGAGGAUGUUGACGACAUCGUGAACGAGCUGACGAGGCUCGGCCAGGCCACGGACUACGCCAACGGCCUGCGGUUGUUGGAGCACCAGCCAGAUAUGGUUACGCUGGUUAUGAACAACCGCAGACUCUCGAUGUGGUGA
Pedinophyceae sp. YPF-701 is the source of this 747-nucleotide messenger RNA. NCBI's taxonomy places the organism in Eukaryota, Viridiplantae, Chlorophyta, Pedinophyceae. The record is from the annotation of a GenBank genome assembly.